Molecule: messenger RNA, 1823 nt
Organism: Mizuhopecten yessoensis (Yesso scallop)
Lineage: Eukaryota; Metazoa; Mollusca; Bivalvia; Pectinida; Pectinidae
Exons: 9
Coding region: 260-1636 (458 amino acids)
Source: RefSeq, a predicted model, not a curated record
UGAGCGAUAUUUACGUAUUUAGCAUUUUGUUUCAUGGUGUUGCAGUUCGAUUUUUGUUUGAGAUGUAAAAUCAAAUUGUGAGUUCGGAACUUAUUUAUCUGUGUAAAAAUGAAUAUACUCAUUACCAAGACAAUAUAUUAAUUCAGUAUCACCUGCGUUUCAACCUUGGACCGUUUUACGUGUACGUGUUGUAUUUCUAUGUUGAUAACAGUUUCAAAUUUUGGAAACAAAAUACGUUUGGCAGGGAGGCUUCAAAAAGAUGUUACAUAUCCUGCUUAUCUUGUGUACUGGACUUUUCAUCCAUUGUACAGAGGGAACAUGUACCUUUCCAACCAGCCUUACCGACGGAACAUGGAUAAGUGCCGAGAAGGGAAACCUUCAAAUAUCAGGGACAUCUAUUCUGAAAUAUCCAAUGGAUAUCUCCGGCGUGGCCACCUUUGACUUCAACUGUAUAGUCCAGUCCGACACGACCUAUCUUUUCCAGGCUGUUGAAUUUCAAAACGUAUUUGGAGUAAUCACUCGAUUCUUUCUGUGUUUGGACAUUCAUGAAGUCAAUGGAAACGUCCUUACAUAUUUCUUGGGAACAGAGUAUGACGUCUUCGUCAGAGAUUUCAUAUUUCCCUUGGCUGAAGAUAUUGCCACUAUGGCACAAGCGUGUAACAGAGCUACUCCCUACGAAACACAUACUUUUAUAACACUUGUCAAAACUGGAUCCGUCGAUGAUGGCUCAGCACCAAUUAAAUGCCCGGAUGACGUCCUUUCAGUUUUUGAUGACGUAGCAAUUGCUGAUCAGACUUGUGCCAACAGUAUCCUUGACGUGUGUUCAAACCAAACACAAAUGAACUUUACCUUGGAUGCUCCCUGUGCAACAGAAAAAACUCUCGCCACUGCAGGACAGUACACCUGUAUACAUCACAUCACUUCCGGUCAGACAACCUAUCUCUCACUUUGGAAUAACGAUGCUUCGCCGACGUACCAAUUUUCCUGUUUUGCGUUUCAGAGAGUCGAUGAUGUUGUUACAGCAACUGAGACCGCCAAGUACUGUACGGCCACUACAGACCACGUGACACCGGGUACUCAGGACAGCGUCACUGGCAAGACCAUUGUUGUAAACACUCCCUCUCAGAGCUGUAUUGCAGUAGGACCAACAGCAGCUAGUGGGCCCGAUGCAGGGGUCACAAUUAACUAUAAUGGGCUGUAUGCGCUCCUUUUGAUUCCAUUGUACAUUCUGCUAUCGCUGCUCAUCCUCCUGAUCCUCUGUUGUUGCUGCGGGUAUAGUAAAAAGAAAAAGAAGACGACAGAGAAACAUCGUCCCGAGUCACCAAUAAUUGUCAUUUCUAAAGCGGAAACAAGCAAUUUGAAGUUCGGCAUGCGCAGUGAGCUUUACAUGAAGCGCGGACAUUUUGGAUUGUUCCGGCCGAAGAAAUCGCUCGUGAUACCAAGCCAUCCAUCUUUCCUGCCUUGUGUUUUGCCUCUACCUCGCGUGGAGCCAAUUUAUAAGGAUCCUUUUCUUCUUGAUGAACCUGCAACCUCUACUAGAACGGUUGAACCCCUUAGGACCCUUAAACCUCCUUCCUCUCCUGGUAUUGGGGGAUUAUACAGCUUCGAUGCUGUGGAUGACAUAAUGGGACGAUAGAUGGGAAGGAGUGAACAGCUCAAACGCGUGCGAUACUGUUUAUUGAUAAAUUUAUGCAUAACAUGUUGUUUUCUCGAAAUAUAUACAACUAGAUAGCUUCUAUGAGGCAGACUUGCUAUAAUGCAUGCCUGUCAUUCCCAAUAAAAUGUGUGCUUUGUUGUUAAUGAUGCAGGCAAAUAAAUAUAAA